AUGUACUCUUUCAGUGCCCCUUUUGCGCGACUGGUGUGGGCUCUCUCGCCAAUACCGGCUCCUCCUGAAGGUAUAAUGAUGCAGUCUUUGUACUCCAAUGUGUAUCAUGUGCUUAGUGUUCAGAAAGCAUAUCCUAGAGAUGAUAUACAAGCCGACAUUGUUCUUUGGCUGUUAUGGCGUCUGUGGAAAAAUAGAAAUGAAUUUCUAUUUAAAGGGAAGGAAUAUGAGGCAAGGAGUAUCUUAAAGAGAGCAGAGGAGGAUGCUGAAGAAUGGCAGAGGAAGCAGCAGGCUGAAGUAUCUGAGGCUGAGAGACUUGGAGUAAAACGACCCAUGAUUACUAACCAUGUAAGCUCGUGGACUCCUCCUCCUACAAACUGGCUGAAAUGUAACAGUGAUGGAUCAUGGCACAAAGAUAAAGCCACCAGUGGACUACGUUGGAUUUGUAGAGAUGAGAAUGGUCAUGUAAUAUGGGCAGGGGCGAGAUCUGUGAUCAAGGCAACAUCACCUAUUCUUGCAGAGGCAGAAGCGCUUAAAUGGGGAGCAGAGACAAUGGCAAGCUUUGGCUAUAACAACAUCAUCUUUGAGUCUGAUUUGCUAGCUCUGGUCAGGAUGAUCAAUGGGUCUGAGGAGGUCUGGCCGGUCCUGCAACCAACGAUAGAGGUGAUCCGCUCGACUUUAUCACAUAUUCAGAAAUUUGACGUAAGAUUUUCUUUGAGAGGUGAAAAUAAGGCAGCUGAUAGAAUAGCAAAGGAGUCAUUCACUUUUGUGUCCAGUAUUCCUAAGUUAUAUUCUAUAGUGCCAGUGUGGCUGAAGUAUCAAGUUAGGUCUGAUAAUACAAUGUAUCAAAAAAAUGUUGGUGAAUGA
Brassica oleracea var. oleracea is the source of this 864-nucleotide messenger RNA. RefSeq lists its product as uncharacterized. The record is from RefSeq and is a predicted model, not a curated record. The transcript has a single exon. Gene Ontology annotation, molecular function: nucleic acid binding; RNA-DNA hybrid ribonuclease activity. Lineage: Eukaryota; Viridiplantae; Streptophyta; Magnoliopsida; Brassicales; Brassicaceae. The coding region runs from base 1 to 864 and encodes 287 amino acids.